Molecule: messenger RNA, 1135 nt
Organism: Micropterus salmoides (largemouth bass)
Lineage: Eukaryota; Metazoa; Chordata; Actinopteri; Centrarchiformes; Centrarchidae
Gene: thtpa
Product: thiamine triphosphatase
Exons: 4
Coding region: 136-801 (221 amino acids)
Biological process (GO): thiamine metabolic process; thiamine diphosphate metabolic process; dephosphorylation
Molecular function (GO): magnesium ion binding; thiamine triphosphate phosphatase activity
Source: RefSeq, a predicted model, not a curated record
CUGAACACACUGAUAGGUGUCUCUAAUUGCGCCUGUGCAAAAUAAACUCCGCUGACGUGUAGGGGCUGCCCGGGUUGACCUGUCGUUCAAUUCUUGAUGCCGAAUUAUCUGGAUUUAAGGACUUGACUCGUGAAGAUGAGUGUGGAAGUGGAAAGAAAAUUUUUCUGUAGUGCUGACAUUCUGAAAACACUGGAGGAGAUCGGGGCAGUGUGUGUUGGUCAGCUGCAGUUUCGUGACCAGUACUUUGACACCCCCAAGUUUGACCUGACUUUGAGAGACGUGUGGCUGCGUAAACGUAAAGGAUGCUGGGAGCUCAAGUGCCCAGCGACAGUCAACGUGACAGAAGGGACUGGUGGAGAACGAUCUAAAGCUCAGGCAGCGCUGUGUACUCGCUACAAGGAGAUAACCAAUCUGCCUGAAAUCCAGCUGAGAGUGAAAGAGGUCAUAAAAGACAUUUGUGCUGACAGAGAGACAAACUCUUCACAGGAGGAUGAAUCUUGGCUGAGCAAAAUGAAUCUGGUAUGCUUUGCAGAGUUCACAACAGUGCGGCGGUCCUUCACUUUAGAGGAGGAAGGGGUGCAGAUAGAUCUCGACCAAGCUGACUUUGGCUACCAUGUGGGAGAGAUAGAGGUCCUCGUUCCGGAGGGAGGAGAUGUGCAGUCUGCCUUGGAGAAGAUUGAAAGAACGGCUCGAAAGCUGGGUCUGACUGGAGAUCAGCGAGUAGAAGGAAAAAUGACUGUUUACCUUAAAAUGAAUCACCCAGAGCACUAUGCAAAACUACUGAGUGAACAUGUUUUGUAAGACAUACGUGAUCUGUUACUGUCGCAGCGAAAUAGUAUGUAUUCUAUCUGUAAAAUAGGUUAUUAUUUAUUACAAAGCCUCAUUUUAUGAAAAUGUUAAAACUUGAACUUACUUAUGCUCACUGUAGUCACUUGUUGACCGAGUCCUAGAUGUCUCAAGACACUUCCUGAAUUUAAAACCUGUAAAUUUACACGCAGGAUGCUAAAUGGCUUUUGUCCACCUGUCCUGUGCACCAUAUGCAAUAGUUGUUUUUUUAUGGCUGUAAUAUGCAGAGGGUGAGAGGAACUGGGAACAAUGGAAAUAAAAGGGGGUGCCAUAACUGUCGUUUAACCGU